UGUAGGUGGAAGGAUGUGAAGGGCAGUAUCUGGACAGAAACAGGUAUAGGUUGGUAGAAUAUGAAGGGGUGAAACAUGUGCGCACAUGUGUGUUUGUGUAUGUCUGUGUGUGGAGUGUGUACAUGCUCAUCUCUGUGCUCAUGCAUGCACGUGUGGAAACAGAGGGAGAGUGCUGUUCUUGAGGGCCCAAGGAUUGGACCUACCGGGAAGAGAAGGUGCAGUAUUUUGGGAGUCUGAUAAUCCACAUUCAGAGCCUGGGACAACCAGAAUCUGUAGCUGGAAACCAUCUGCUCCUAACCCAGAAACAGUCAGCAUCCACACAGCAAGGAGCUAUGGCUGGGUCUUCAUAACCUUGUUGGAAACUGUAUCCAGAGCAGACUGUGUUGCUCAGCCCUGCCAGCAGGAGGCACCACUAUUCCACCUGUUCAUUGAAGAGAAGGCCAGCAGCCAUGGCAGUAGAAGGAGGAAUGAAAUGUGUCAAGUUUCUGCUCUAUGUCUUAGUGUUGGCCUUCUGGGCCUGCGCUGUGGGGCUGAUUGCAGUGGGCGUGGCAGUCCAAUUCACCUUGAACCAGACCAUACCCAUUGGGUCCACGGCAGGCUCUGUGGUGCCUAUUGUCAUCAUAGCUGUGGGUACCUUCCUCUUCUUUGUGGCCUUUUUGGGAUGUUGUGCUACCUGUAAGGAGAAUUACUGUCUUAUGACCACGUUUGCCAUCUUUCUGUCCCUCAUUGUCCUAGUAGAGGUGGCUGCAGCCAUUGCUGGAUAUAUCUUCAGGGACAAGGUGAAGUCAGAAUUUGACAAAAGCUUCCGGGAGGAAAUGAAAAACUAUGAGAAAAGUAACACCACAACACAAUUCUUUGAUGAUUUGCAGGAAGAAUUUAAAUGCUGUGGGGCAGUGAAUUAUACAGACUGGGAGCAUGUGGCCCACAUGCCCAAGAACAAGGUUCCUGACUCUUGUUGCAUCAAUAUCACCCAAGGCUGUGGAAAUGGCUUCAAACUUUCAGACAUUAAUCAGGAAGGCUGUGUGGAGAAGAUCGGAAAUUGGCUAAAGCACAGAGCUUUAGUGUUGGCUGGUGCAGCACUUGGUGUCACAUUUGUGGAGAUUCUGGGAGUUAUCUUUGCCUGCUGCCUCAUGAAGAGUAUCCGAAGUGGCUAUGAAGUGAUGUAGGGUCCCUCUGUGCCCCUCACCACCUUCUCAUGGCAAUAAGGGAGUGGGCUAGUGUGUCCUGGGUUUUUCAAUUAAUAAAUGAAUUAUUUUUUUUCACUCUGAAAAGAA
Molecule: messenger RNA, 1274 nt
Organism: Dromiciops gliroides (monito del monte)
Lineage: Eukaryota; Metazoa; Chordata; Mammalia; Microbiotheria; Microbiotheriidae
Gene: CD63
Product: CD63 molecule
Exons: 9
Coding region: 450-1166 (238 amino acids)
Cellular component (GO): membrane
Source: RefSeq, a predicted model, not a curated record